This is a messenger RNA of Hypoxylon trugodes, 1438 nucleotides long. RefSeq lists its product as uncharacterized. Gene Ontology annotation, molecular function: oxidoreductase activity. The record is from RefSeq and is a predicted model, not a curated record. The coding region runs from base 252 to 1169 and encodes 305 amino acids. Lineage: Eukaryota; Fungi; Ascomycota; Sordariomycetes; Xylariales; Hypoxylaceae. The transcript has 3 exons. Gene Ontology annotation, cellular component: mitochondrion.
CAUAUGUAAUUAUAGUCCGCACAUACAUAUGUACAUACUGUAUACCUACUAGGUACCUACAUAUGCAGGUACUUAUGUAUAUAUUACUACGCAAAACACAUACGAAACUACCUACAUAUGUCACAUAUAGGUAGUUUCGUAUACUUAGGGGAAUUACUCAAAACAUCUCACAAACCCAAGGUCAGGGCUACUUAAUCCAUUGCAUCCAGUCGUUAACCCGCUUUGCUUGUGUGGUAGUACACGAAAUAAAUAUGGCUACACCAAAACCUGACCACUUAGAGAGGACGGCUGCGGAGCCACGGGAUAAGUCUCUUAACAUCGUCACUCUAGCUGACGUCGCUGAGAUCAAUGACCAAAUCAGACUAUUCCGUCUUGAACUCUCUGCCCCUCUUCGGUUCUCGCCAGGCCAAUGGUUGGACGUCUUCGUACCGGGCGUUUCAAAAGCGGGCGGCUAUACCAUUACCUCGCCGCCUUCGAAGGCGCGCCCGUCCUCGUCUCAGGAUGGCUCACCAGGUUACUUGGAACUAGCAGUCCAGAAAUCCGAUGACCCUCCCGCCGCGUGGUUGUGGCAGGAUCCUAGUUCUAUCACCUAUGCUGAGCUGCAGGUCCGUGUUGGCGGCAGCUUCGUGUGGCCACCUCCCGGCAUUAACGUAUGGUCGCUGCGCCGCGCCGUUUUUGUCGCCGGCGGCGUCGGCAUCAAUCCGCUCAUGAGUAUGCUUAGUACCCUUGCCGAGAGGGGCGCGGAUGCCAUCGCUCCUAGGUUUGAGGUCCAGGUUUUGUACUCGUUGAAAGAUGACUUGUCGGGAGACCAGAGAAAGGCUAGCCGCAUGCUAUUCCUCGAUAGACUGGCUCCAAUCUUCACAUCUGGAGAGUUGAAAGGCCGAUUGCACUUAUUCUUGACGGGUGGUAGUAGCGAAGGGGAAUACGAGGGUGUUAUAGCUUGUGGGGGCAACGAUGGAGUAGGAGAAAGCAAUGUUCCGUUCCGCAAACGAAGGAUCACAGUAGAGGACAUCACUGCUGCUGUCGGCGGUGCCUCGGAAAGGAGAUUCACUGUGAUUUAUGUUUGCGGAGUCCCCACCAUGACGGACGAAUUUGUUGAGAAUCUCACAGAUUCACGGCGUGGGCUAGGGAUGGAGCCUCACCGGGUGCUGUGUGAGAGGUGGUGGUAGCUUGAUUCAGUCCCACGGGGUGCGGAUUCUAUAUCAUAAGAUAAAAGUAUCACUCUCUACCCGUCCACCCAAAAGAGCUACUAAAUACAUUCGAUGAUGUGCUCAUUGCCUCUAUGUUGUGUAUUUAUUCGGCCGUGUUAAUGUGUAUGGGCAGAGCUUGUUUCUUGGAACUUCACCGCAUUGGUAUUGAAUGUAGGGAUUUUGGAUCGAAAUCACUCUGGUUCUAAAUGUUCGAUGAUUACCAUCUACUUAACUACCUAGGUAGCUGU